Molecule: messenger RNA, 1738 nt
Organism: Nannospalax galili (Upper Galilee mountains blind mole rat)
Lineage: Eukaryota; Metazoa; Chordata; Mammalia; Rodentia; Spalacidae
Product: cyclin-dependent kinase 11B-like
Exons: 5
Coding region: 77-676 (199 amino acids)
Source: RefSeq, a predicted model, not a curated record
CUGAAGUGGACCUUGUACUUGCUGCCCGCCUGGCUUCUGGAUCCUGUGUCAUCAAUAGGCGUCCAACCAGGAAGCGAUGGAGGUCCUAGCGCCUACCGCGCGCUGUUUCUUCUCGGACUCCUCGAUCGGCGGCGGCGGCGCAGCGGCGCAGGGUUUUUUAACUCAAAUGGGUGAUGAAAAGGACUCUUGGAAAGUGAAAACUUUAGACGAAAUUCUCCAGGAAAAGAAACGAAGAAAAGAGCAAGAGGAGAAAGCAGAGAUAAAACGCUUAAAAAAUUCUGAUGACCAGGAUCCCAAAAGGGAUUCCCUUGAGGAGGAGGAGCUGAGAGAUCACCGUAUGGAGAUCACAAUCAGGAACUCACCAUGUAGAAGAGAAGACUCCAUGGAAGACAGGUUCCUGACAUACUACCCUGGAAAGAGGAUCAAUGCAGAAGAUGGCCUCAAGCACGAGUAUUUCCGAGAGACCCCCCUCCCCAUCGACCCCUCCAUGUUUCCCACAUGGCCUGCCAAAAGCGAGCAACAGAGGGUGAAGCGUGGCACAAGUCCACAGCCACCAGAGGGCGGCCUAGGCUACAGCCAGCUGGGUGACGACGACCUGAAGGAGACAGGCUUCCACCUCACCACUACGAACCAGGGAGCCUCCGCUGCAGGCCCCGGCUUCAGCCUCAAGUUCUGAGGUCAAGAGUGGCCCUGGCCCAGCCAGGGAGAGACAGCUUGAGCUGCUGAGUCAGAAUGCCUAUCUUGGAACUGCUCAUCUGAACUUUGUCUUUCCUUCUUUUUGAAAUAUAUAUUUUGGUUUAUAAAUUUGUAGAAUUAAAUCACAUUUUCCUUCUGGAAGGCAAGCUGUUUUCAGAGGUGUCGUGAGUGCCUGCAGGUGCCACAGAUGUCCUGCCCCUCCCCACGGCAGGACCUGGUCUGGAGCAGAGCUGGGGUUCUCUGCCUCUCAGUCUUGGAGGCUGCGGCUUGUGUGUGGUGAUUGAGGCAGCUUGCUUCUUCCUGGGGUGUCAGCACCAGCCCCAUCCACACUGGCCUCAGCCCCAGAAACCAGGUGUGUGACAGCCUCAGCCAAGGUGGAUUUUUAUACAUGAGGUUUUUUACACAGUGGAUUUUUGGGGGGGGGGUCUUUUUGAGACGGUCUCCCUGUAGCCCCUGCUGUCCUAGAACUAUGUAGACCAGGCUGGCCUUGAACUCACAGAGAUCCACCUGCCUCUGCCUCCGAACUGCUGGGAUUAAAGGCGUGUGCCACCACGUCCAGCCACAGUGGAUUUUUAUAUGUGUUUUAAGGAGGAGUAAAUUAUUCUUGGAGGAAGCUCUUGUGUUUUGUUUUUUCAUUGUGCUGGUCACCAGGUGAGCCCUGUGGAUAUGCCUGGGAGGGGAGCUGCUAGCUGUCUGGACUUGGGUAAAUAGAUUGAGCUGGCAGUAUUAGAUACAGCCCUUCACCCCCCAUCUCCAUGAGCAAGCUCUUGCAGAACAGGUGCCUAUACCUGCUGUGGCCUCCACCUCUGCCCAAGCUGAUUCUCAGUCCCCCUCCCUUAUAGUAAAGCCUCACCCAGUCAUUCAAAGUGAUGUUGCUGACACCAGGGCCUCAGUGUACCCCAGUGUUCUAGAGGCCAUCUUGGCAAAGCCAUUCUUGCCCAAUUGACUAUGUCCUUACCACACAGGGCUAUGCAGAAGUAGGGGAGCCCUGACACCCCAGUGUCCCCAUAUCCAGGUGGACAGAGACUAGCCUGCUGGCUUC